Messenger RNA from Entrophospora candida, 202 nucleotides. The record is from the annotation of a GenBank genome assembly. NCBI's taxonomy places the organism in Eukaryota, Fungi, Glomeromycota, Glomeromycetes, Entrophosporales, Entrophosporaceae.
AUGACAAAAAUAAAAAAAGUUAAUGAGCCAGCAAAUUUACUUAAUCCUAGAACAAGAGAAUAUGAAUUUUUAGGUCCAGUUGGAGCAUUUUUAAUGAUAACAUUUUUACCUAUUCUAAUGUACAUAUUACAUUUGGGCUGUACAGUAGAUGGUUGUCCUUCGCCAAAAUACAUUUCAAAAUUGAUCAAUUUAGAAUUUUUUA